This is a messenger RNA of Peronospora matthiolae, 576 nucleotides long. The record is from the annotation of a GenBank genome assembly. Lineage: Eukaryota; Oomycota; Peronosporomycetes; Peronosporales; Peronosporaceae.
AUGUUGCAGCGCAGCAAGCCCAAGGACGACGGAGCGGCCACAGGCGCCGCUACUAUCUGUGACCUGUGCGAUCUCUACACACAGAACGACCUGGAAGGCAAGUGGACGGAGCUCGCCGCAGUUUACGAUCAAAGACGCAACGUUGACAAUUUCCGUGAGAUUCUUGAUCUGAGUGCUCCCAGUGCCCGUAUGGGCGAUUUGAACGGCUGGCACUUGGAGCGCAUGGCAGUGGGCGAGUUUGAGCCUAGUGCUGACUCGAGCGUCAACGACUUGGCAGAGAUCAAGCGGGAGAGCCGAUGGAUCAAGCACAUGCUGAGGAAGGUGCUGGCCAACGGUCGCAGCUUCCAAGCUAAGCGGGACACACUAAAGGCAGCUAUGGACAAGCAGCGUGAGGUACUGACAGCAGAGCUGGCAGAAGCGAAAGAGUUCCUGGGUCAGACACAUUUGCUGAACGCUUGCGACGCGGCUGCGAGCGAGGUUAGUCAGCCAGCACUUGUGGACGAGCGACUGCGUGCUGCAGGCAAGUUGUCAGAGCUAGUACCGACGAGUGACCUAGGCAAACCGCCGUCAAUCUGA